Messenger RNA from Alternaria atra, 2520 nucleotides. RefSeq lists its product as uncharacterized. The record is from RefSeq and is a predicted model, not a curated record. Gene Ontology annotation, cellular component: lysosomal membrane; cytoplasm; endosome. Bases 1 to 2520 code for a protein of 839 amino acids. Gene Ontology annotation, molecular function: actin binding. NCBI's taxonomy places the organism in Eukaryota, Fungi, Ascomycota, Dothideomycetes, Pleosporales, Pleosporaceae. The transcript has 3 exons. Gene Ontology annotation, biological process: intracellular protein transport; vacuole fusion, non-autophagic; endosomal transport.
AUGUCCAAGCCAACAGCCAACUGGGAGAAGGUCGGUGACAAGUUUUACAGGAAAGUACAGCUUUACCAGGCUGUCUUCGAUCAGGAUCUCGAGCUCGAGAACUACAAUGUGGUGGGGGCGCCGUAUAGCGGUGCUGUAGCUGUCUACCGUGAUGAGGACAAGCUGCAUACCUACCGUGGUCCUGGCGCGUCCAAAUCGAGCAUCGACAUCUACAGCUGCGCGGGCAAGCUGAUUCGCAGUAUAAACUGGGACAAGGGUACAAUCAAGGGCCUGGGAUGGUCUGAAGACGAGAAGUUGCUGGUCAUCACAUCAGAUGGAACGGUGCGCUGCUACUAUGACCUCCAAGGCGAUUUCGUGCCCUUCACACUCGGCCACGGCGCAGACGAACACGGCGUAGUAUCCUGCAAAUUCUACAGCACUGGUUUCGUUGCGCUCCUAGGGAACAACCACCUCAUAUCCGUUACCUCGUACACCGAACCGCGUCCUAAACUCCUCGCCAUACCCCCGACCGAACCUGUCAUAUCAUGGAGCAUCAUACCACCUGCGUACUCCCUCUCGCGGUCGGUCGAAGUUAUACUGGCGAUCGGGUCAACGCUGUAUGUCGUUGAUGCGACCGAGGCAGAAGACCGCAACUUCGAUGCUGGACCUUUCAGGCAUAUCAGCGUUAGUCCACGCGCAGAAUUCCUUGCUUUCUAUACAGAAGAUGGGAAGGUCUGGGUUGUUAGUGGCGAUUGGAGUGAGAAGCUCAGCGAGUACGACAGCAAGAUCAAGACAGUACCAAAAGAUAUGGAAUGGUGCGGAUCGAAUGCUGUCGCACUAGCUUGGGAAGACGAGGUACACCUGAUCGGCCCCAGAAGCGCAGCGACCAAGUUCUACUAUGAUACUUGGGUACAUUUGUUACCGGACAUAGAUGGCAUACGACUCCUGACGAACGAUGUCUGCGAGUUCAUACAAAAGGUGCCGGAUGAGGCGGUGGAUGUCUUCAGGCUAGGCUCGGAUUCGCCUGCUGCAAAUCUGCUAGAGGCAUCUUCAUUACUUGAACAGAAGAGCCCCAAAGCGGACGACCUCAUACAGCUAAUACGACCGAGUCUGGGUGAGGCAGUGGACACAUGCGUCAAAGCUGCGGCGCAUGAAUACAACAUCCACUGGCAGAAGUCGCUAUUGAAAGCGGCUUCGUACGGAAAGUCUGUACUAGACUUGUAUUCGUCCGACGACUUUGUCGACACGUGCGACACACUACGAGUUCUGAACGCCGUGCGUUUCUACGAAGUUGGACUGCCGCUCAGUUACGAUCAAUAUCGACGCAUGACGCCCGAGAAGCUUGUUGAGCGUCUCACGAACCGCAGUGAAUAUCUUCUCGCAUUGCGCAUAGCUGAGUACUUGCAUCUUCCAGCAAACCAGAUUCAUGGUCACUGGGCGCAGCAGAAGGUGCGCGUCUCGACGGAUCCAGAGGAAGAGAUCUGCAGUCUUAUAGUCAAGAAAUUACACGGAAAACCCGGUGUAUCAUUCGAGGAGAUCGCACGAGCGGCGUAUGAUGAAGGUCGUGUGCGACUGGCCACAGAACUACUCAACUAUGAACCUAGAGCUGGCAAGCAAGUGCCGCUGCUACUUAACAUGAAGGAAGAUACCAUUGCACUCGACAAGGCUAUCGAGUCAGGCGACACCGAUCUCAUUUUUCACGUUCUCCUACAUCUGCGCAAGAAAUUGCCUCUUGCGUCCUUCUUCCGCGUCAUCAACAGCCGACCUGUCGCUACAGCUCUCGUAGAGUCGUCAGCCUGGGACCAAGACCGCGAGCUACUAAAGGACCUCUACUACCAAGACGAUAGAAGACUAGACGGCUCGAACCUCCUCCUAUCCGAAGCCAUCGCGCAGGAAAGCCACACCGCCCAACAAGACAAAUUGAAGCUAGCAUCUAAAUACCUCCAAGAUUCUCGCGACAGCACAGCCGUCUUCCAGCGCCAGGCCAUCGAUGAUGCUGCCAAACUGCUCCGUCUCCAAACGCAGUUCGAAACUGAACUCAAUGGGCCGCGAGACCCCGCACCCACAGGCUCAUUGCCAGGCCAAACCUACAUCGGCCUUUCAGCAAACGAAACAAUCUUCCAACUCAUUCGGCAGGGCCACUACAAGCGCGCUUCAAAAGUCGUCUCAGAAUUCAAAAUCAACGACAAAACAUACACGUACAUCCGUCUGCGCGCCCUCGUGGCAGCACGCCACUGGAACGAGCUCGAAGAAUUCGCCAAGCAGAAGAAGAGUCCUAUUGGUUGGGAGCCAUUUUUCAGUGAGAUACUGGGGGCAGGGAAUACUAGGGUCGCGAGUGUGUUUAUUCCUAAAUGUACGAGUUUGACGGUGGGAGAGAGGGUCGAUAUGUGGAUCAAGUGUGGACUUAUGGUUAAAGCGGGAGAGGAGGCGUUCAAGGCCAAGGAUAGGGAGUUGCUUGUUGAGAUUAGGGAUAAGGCUGGGGGGAGUGCGGCGGUGGAGGUGGAGAGGCUACUGGGAAUGUUGCCGCAGGGGAAGAGGUAG